Messenger RNA from Oryza brachyantha (malo sina), 1670 nucleotides. Its product is annotated as serine/arginine-rich splicing factor RS41. Gene Ontology annotation, molecular function: RNA binding. The coding region runs from base 641 to 1396 and encodes 251 amino acids. Gene Ontology annotation, biological process: mRNA splicing, via spliceosome. The record is from RefSeq and is a predicted model, not a curated record. Gene Ontology annotation, cellular component: nuclear speck. NCBI's taxonomy places the organism in Eukaryota, Viridiplantae, Streptophyta, Magnoliopsida, Poales, Poaceae. The transcript has 5 exons.
GUUUUAGACGAGUUACUUGUCCUAAAAUGAGGCCAGUUUUCUGUGGGAACCUCGACUAUGAUGCUCGCAAUUCUGAGAUCGAGCGCCUUUUCGGCAAAUAUGGAAGGGUGGAACGUGUUGACAUGAAGUCAGGAUAUCAUGGAGCAUCUCUGCUCUUCCUGGUUGAUGGACUGGACUCUACCUUUCCUGCCUGAGCCCCGUUCAUCUCCUGUCCAUCUCCAGGAGCUCAGAGUCCAUCCUGGCAUCUUUUCACUUGGAAACAACCACCUUGUGAAUGAUGCCUUACUUUUACGAUCAGCAUUGCACCCUCCUCUGCGUUGCACUCUCCUCCCCCGUCCGAUUACGAUUUCCCCCGCCAAUCCAACCAUGCCGACCACACGGGCGGCUGGAGAAGAGUGGAGGUUGCCACCACCACCUCCACCUCUUUGAUGUACCACGAACGUUUGGAUUACUGUGCACUGACAUCAUUUAGUUCGGCAUAUGCAAGGUCUGUUCCUGUUUAUUCUGGCGUAUUAGUUUGUAGCUAGUGAGGUGAUCUUAAAAUCUUUUCUGUGCAGACAUUUUUAAUCAUGGUUCCCGGUUCACAGUUUAUCCGAGGGUUUGUACCAUGAGAUCCUUUUAACAAGCCAGCUGCUUUACCAUGCUCGACAUUGCAGGGUUUGCCUUUGUCUACAUGGAAGAUGAACAUGAUGCUGAUGAAGCUAUCCAUAGGCUUGACAGAGUUGAAUUUGGCAGAAAAGGGAGGAGACUUAGGGUUGAAUGGACAAAGGAGGAUCGCAGUGGUGGUAGAAGAGGGAACUCAAAGAGAUCUCCGAACAAUACAAGGCCAACCAAAACCUUGUUCGUGAUCAAUUUUGAUCCAAUCAACACAAGAACAAGAGAUCUGGAGAGGCACUUUGACCAAUAUGGCAAGAUCUCAAAUGUCAGAAUCAGAAGGAACUUUGCUUUUGUCCAGUAUGAAUUACAGGAAGAUGCAACUAAAGCACUGGAGGGUACAAAUGGAAGCACUCUUAUGGACAGGGUUAUCUCUGUUGAAUAUGCACUUCGUGAUGAUGAUGAGAAAAGGAAUGGGUACAGCCCAGACAGAAGAGGUCGUGAUAGAUCUCCGGACAGGAGGGACUAUCGUGGGCGGUCUGUGAGUCCUUAUGGCAGAGGGCGUGAGAGGGGCAGCCCUGACUACGGAAGAGGCAGGGAGAGGGGCAGCCCGGACUAUGGCAGGGGUGGUGACAGAGGUAGCCCUGAUUAUGGCCGUGGCACAAGCCUGCAGAGGGGUAACAAAGGUGAUGAGAGGGGCAGCCCUAACUAUGACCGUGAACGCCGUCCUGCCUAUCCCACGUCCAGCCCUGUCUAUGAUGGGCCGCGCAGCCGUUCACCUGCGAGGGACGAUAGGGAAUGAAGGUGAUCCAUGCCUGCACUGCACCUGCCUGCUUCAGAAGUUCUGAUCAAUGUCACUAUGUACUGAUGUUGUCCCUCUAAAAGUUGUAUUAGUUAAUAGGCAGCAAAAAACUCGUGUACUAGUUAGCUCUAGAACAAUGUUGUGGAUCUCAACUUGUGUUGUUAGGUUAAAAUCAUUUUUUUCCCGCUUUGCUAUGAAGUGCUUCUAGUAUUGAGUAUGUAGCUAACAAUAUGGUGCUAGAUUGUUGUACCAAUGAAAUUUGCUCGUUCUGUCA